AUGACAUGUGUCAAAGAUGGUGGUGCGGGUGGGGUGUCUGCUUGGCUGUCAGAGGUCGCGGAACUUGUGGCGAGCGACGUUGUCGUGAGAGAAGUCGUCGUGAGUGAAGUUGUCGUGAGUGAAGUUGGUACUGGCUGUAUUGUGACCAAGAUUGCAGACUCGACUCUAUCAGACGUUGGUUGGCCAUUUUGUAAUGUUGUUCCAAUGAUGCUCCUGUCAACAUUGGUACUCGAUGGGCACGGACGCUUGCUUUGGUAG
Messenger RNA from Clonostachys byssicola, 258 nucleotides. Lineage: Eukaryota; Fungi; Ascomycota; Sordariomycetes; Hypocreales; Bionectriaceae. The record is from the annotation of a GenBank genome assembly.